Acanthaster planci (crown-of-thorns starfish) is the source of this 3394-nucleotide messenger RNA. RefSeq names its product centrosomal protein 112 (gene cep112). NCBI's taxonomy places the organism in Eukaryota, Metazoa, Echinodermata, Asteroidea, Valvatida, Acanthasteridae. The record is from RefSeq and is a predicted model, not a curated record.
UUGCAUAUUACUUAAACGUUUUAUAUUGUGUUGUUGCGAAUUACCAUAACUUUGACAAUUUAUUGCCGCGUUACGUAGACUAAGUACAAGGCAAUAAGCCAGCCAGCACCUUUUUCUCAGUUCUUCCAAAGAUUGAAUUUGGGGACCAAAUUGGAACAAUAAACAAGUGCUAACGGCUUACGGAUCAAAUCGACUGGCUGCGGCUAGUGCAACUGCUCACUAGCCAGGGCUUCCUUGUUUCUAGCCGCAGCCAUAACUUUCGGUCACGGCUUGAUGCACGUUCAGUUAUCCUCUGGCGGGUACCAGUCGAACUAUAAUAUCCAUCACAUAUCAACACAAGGAACCAAUGAACCGAGACCGGCUGCUUUGAAAAGUUUACUUCGAGAAGACAUCAACGUGUCAGCAGGAAAAAUGGAAACCUCUUUGUCAACCAGUGAAGAGUUGGAUGAUGAGUUUGACCGUUCUCUUGUGAAAAUGAAGCCCCAUGUUUUGCGCCUCUCUCCAAAAUCAGAGAGGCAGAGAUGUGCUAAUUGGAUCAAGAAGCUAUGCGAACCUCCCGGCUCUGGACCUACUGCAAGGAAAAACAGGAACUUGUAUGCCAACCUCUUGCUUCACAUGCUGCAGAAAGGUCUUAUCGAGGGCCCGUUCGCUCAUCGACCCCAACCUGGGCCCCUACCUACAUUGCCUGCCCAUAUGUCCAUAUACUUUGAUGAGCCGCGCCAUGCGUCGUUCCCCGCACACAGCGAGAGUGGUGCAGUGUCUCUCCACGUCCCUGACUGGGUCUACAGCGAGCUCAGUCAGAACGGCUCCAGCUCCUCAACCCAACCCACGGCGACCUCAACAUUACGAGAGAAAUAUCACAGUACCACAGGCUCCUGGCUUCAUCAGAGAGCAAGAAGUGAGAAUGAGGUGGUUUCAGCAAACGCCGGCGGGGACGAGGACUACCACAAGACACAAAGUAAUGUUCACCAGGAGAUGUUUUCUUACGACGCCAGUGGCACUAUGGGGCCAGGUUCUCCCAGUAAGACAUCAUUUCAAGCAAAUAGCACUCUCAGAGAAGGGACGAUACCGAGGAGACAACACGAGAAGGAAUUGGAGAUGAGAACGAAGAUGAUGGAAGCAAAACACCACGAAGAAAAGUUACAAUUACAACAGAGACACGACGGAGCGAUACAGAAGAUUCUUGAUCGCAAAAACUCUGAGAUGGAGGACAUGAAGAGCCAUUACCGAAGCAAAAGCAAGGAAAUGGAAACAACCGUCAGGAAACUGGAGAGAAAAGUGCAAAGCUUGGUUAAGGAAUCGGUCAUAAUACGUGACAGCAAGGACCAACAAAUUGCAGAGCUCAAGAAAAUGGUGGAACACAGCGACCAGUCAACUCAGAAUGAAUUCGAAACCAAGCUCCAUGAAAAAACGACCGAGUUUGAGCAGGAGAAAUUUGAAAUGCAGAAACAUCACACGAGAGCAAUACAGGAAAUCUUAGAUGAUACCAACGCAAGGCUGCACAAGAUGGAAACAGAAUACAGUGAACAAGUGGAUCAUCACGCCACAGUCAUCAGAGACUUAGAGGAGAGAAUCACACAAUUGACUCAGGAAUCUGAGAAUCAGAACGCUGCCCAGGCAGAACUGGAUCGGGAAAAGGCUGACUUAGAGAGAACAAACAGGCUGGUAAAUGCCGAACUGGAGAACAUCAGGACAAGUCAGUCUGCAGAGACGAUUCGUGAGCUGGAGCAACACGUCCAGGACCUGAAACAACAGCUGCAGGAAAGUGAACAUCGCCGACAGCGAGAACUCAGGGAUCUGGAGUCUAUGCUAAAACAAGAUAAACUUCACCAGGAGAAUCUUCACGAGAAGCAGAUAUUGAGCUUGAGGUCGGAGCUGGAAGGAGAAAGACAAGACAAUCACAACAAAAUCCUGAAAGUUCAACAAGCAAUCAGGGAUAAGGAUGACCAGUUAGAGAAGUCGGCCGAGUUGCGGAAGAUGCAGACGCAGCAAGCCGAGAAAGCGCUGGAAGAGUUCAAGCUGCAGGUGGAGCAGAACUCCAGCAGGAUGUUUGAGGACAUGAAGGCACAAAUGCAGAAAGUGGAAGCUGAUCUCCUUCAAUCCAAAGAUCUGCGACAGACGCAGGCGAAGGAGUAUGCCAGGCAACUAGACCAAGAGCGUAAGCGCUUUGAAAAACAGUUUUCUGAGCAGGAGGCCUUGCAUAACGAGAAGUUGAGCCAACUCGUACAACAGCAUCAAAUGGAACAGGAAUCGAUGCAGCAAGAACAUGAACGGAUCCUGGCAGGCAGCACAGGCAGGCUGCAAAGCCGGAUAGACGAAGAACGUAAUCAGAGUGUACAGCGACAAGACCAGGAUGCCACGGUAAUAAGAGAGCUGGAGCAGCAAGUCCGUGAGCUGAGACAGGCAAAUAUGCAGAAUGAUUCUCUCCGCAAGCAGCAACUUGUUGAAUUGGGAUUACUGCGAGAAGAGGAGAAGCAGAAAGCACACCGGGAGAGCGAGACAGCCGUUUCUAAACUGAAGUCAGAGAUGGAGCAGCAACGGUUGAGAUUACAAAGAGAUCACAGUGCCGAGAUGGAACAAAUGUUGCAAGAGACCAAUGCAAGACUGAAGAACAUAGAGACAGACUACACAGAGAGAUUAGCCAAAACAGCUGAGAAUAACAAGCAGUUAACGGAGAGAAUAGAAACGUUGCAGCAAGAAUUCUUGAGCUCUAGGAACGAGCUUGAGAGGCAGAUGUCGGAUGCUAUCACCAAGCUGGAAGACGAGAAGGAACUCCUUAAGAAACAGCACUCUGCCUAUCUAAAGACUUUGCACCAAGACCUCGAUAAGCAGAGGACUCGAGCCAGGCAGGUGGAGAGAGAAUUACAGCAGAAGGAUUUCCAGCAUCAAGACCGGAUGACCCACUUGAAGCAAGAAUACGAACACAGAAUGAGAGGACUGAUGCCUCUGAAUGUCCGGCAGGAGCUAGAAGACACUAUUGAAUCGCUCAAGGCCCAAGUGAGCGCUCUCCAGCAAAGAAGUAUGUUACUACAAGAAGAUAUCGAUAAGAGCAGAAAAGCCACCGUGCGGUCACCCUCUAGGAACUAAUCCAUGACUACUUACAGAUAUGCUCAUAUUUUUGUCAUAUCGGUCAUUAUAUAAAUUCGGGGUCCGAAAGUGUGGCACUUUUGUGUCCUUGUUACAUCUGACCUGUGUAAUUUGACAUGGAAAUGUCAUUGGAACUGAUUUCAAUCUAUUACUAUUUGUUGGGCAGGUAAUUUGCAUUAAUUUGUCACUCAUGGAAAUUAGAAAAUGUGUUCUGAACUUAUAAAAUUAUAUGUCAAAUGUGACAGGGACACCAAAAAAUCGGAUCCCUAAUUUCUAGAAUGACCCAUAUAUCCAUGCAGAUCAGAAU